Molecule: messenger RNA, 2444 nt
Organism: Lotus japonicus
Lineage: Eukaryota; Viridiplantae; Streptophyta; Magnoliopsida; Fabales; Fabaceae
Product: ankyrin repeat-containing protein At5g02620-like
Exons: 2
Coding region: 484-2124 (546 amino acids)
Cellular component (GO): plasma membrane
Molecular function (GO): protein phosphatase regulator activity; protein phosphatase 1 binding
Source: RefSeq, a predicted model, not a curated record
UGAUGCGAAAAAGUUCACGCGACCACACUCAGUUAAAGUUAACUAGUAGAAAUUGAUGGCAUGAUGUAGUAAUAAGAAGGGCCUUAAUUUAAUUUCUCUCAUUUUCCUAUGUCUUCCUCUCCUUGUACUUCUCACACCAAACACAGCACAAGUGUGUUGUACUUUGUCUAAAUCCCUCAUCUCUUUCUUUCACACGGCAACUGCACCUCCCUCUUGUUCGUCUCACAUCUCACCCUAUGAUCAUGAUCUUACUCUCUCUCUCUCUCUCAAUGAAUCUUCUCUGUCUUCUUCUUCCAUCUCUCAAUCAAGGUAAGAAAGAGUCUUGAGAUUGUGGAAAUCGGUCUCCAGAAUUGCUGUGAAAUUCGAUCUGUUUAGGUAUCGAACUUUAUUGAUCUCAGCAUCAAGAGAGAAAGAGAAAGAGGACAAGUUUUCUAGAGAUUUUGGAGAAACCGAUCAGUUCAGUUCAGUUCUCGGGCAUCUACAAUGGAAAAACAGAAGAGUUUUCGUGGAUUCAUGGAAAAACAGAAAAGUUUUCGCAUUGUGAUGGAGAGGCAGCUCAGCUUCAUGGGAAGCGAGAGGAAGAAGAGCAAGGAAUCACCUGGAAAACGCGGUGACUUACCCAUUCACUUAGCAGCUCGGGCUGGGAACUUUAGUAGAGUAAAAGAGAUAAUUCAAAAUUGUUCUAAUUAUGAGUCAAAGGAUUUGUUGGCAAAGCAGAACCUAGAAGGGGAGACCCCUCUUUAUGUGGCUUCAGAGAAUGGGCAUGCCUUGGUUGUUAGCGAGAUACUGAAAUACUUGGACCUGCAAACUGCUUCCAUAGUGGCCAGAAAUGGCUAUGAUUCAUUCAUUAUUGCCGCAAAGCAGGGUCACCUUGAGGUGCUGAGGGAACUGCUGCACACCUUUCCCAACUUGGCCAUGACCACAGAUUUAUGUAAUUCAACUGCGUUACACACAGCUGCAACACAAGGUCAUAUUGAUGUGGUUAAUCUCCUUUUGGAAUCAGAUUCAAACCUUGCAAAAAUUGCCAGGAAUAAUGGUAAGACUGUCCUUCACUCUGCGGCUAGAAUGGGACAUUUGGAAGUCGUGAAAGCCUUACUAAAAAAGGACCCAAGCACUGGAUUUAGGACUGAUAAGAAAGGUCAAACUGCACUACACAUGGCUGUGAAAGGGCAAAAUGAAGAAAUUUUGCUAGAAUUGGUAAAACCUGACCCAGCAGUUUUGAAUCUAGAGGAUAAUAAGGGAAAUACAGCAUUACAUGUUGCUGCAAAGAAGGGCCAUACUCAGAAUGUCCGCUGCUUGUUAUCAAUGGAGGGUAUCAAUAUCAAUGCUACGAACAAGGCUGGAGAGACUCCUCUUGACGUUGCAGAAAAAUUUGGAAAUCCAGAACUUGUUUCCAUAUUGAGGGAUGCUGGGGCUUCCAAUUCCACGGAUCAAGGGAAACCUCCUAAUGCAUCGAGGCAACUUAAGCAGACUGUCAGUGACAUAAAGCAUGAUGUUCAAUCCCAACUCCAACAGACACGUCAGACUGGUAUGAGGGUCCAGAAAAUUGCAAAGAAGCUGAAAAAACUUCACAUUAGCGGCCUGAACAAUGCGAUAAACUCUGCUACUAUUGUUGCCGUUCUCAUUGCAACAGUCGCAUUUGCUGCCAUCUUCACUGUCCCUGGCCAAUAUGUUGAAGCGAAAGAACAGGGCUUUUCACUUGGACAAGCAAAUAUAGCAAACAAUGCGGCUUUCCUGAUAUUUUUUGUGUUUGAUAGUUUGGCAUUAUUCAUCUCUCUGGCUGUUGUGGUGGUUCAAACUUCUGUAGUUGUGAUUGAGCAGAAGGCAAAGAAGCAGCUUGUGUUCGUCAUUAACAAGCUGAUGUGGAUGGCUUGCCUUUUCAUUUCCAUUGCUUUUAUUUCUCUCACAUACGUAGUUGUGGGAUCACACUCAAGGUGGCUUGCCAUAUAUGCUACAGUGAUUGGAAGCUUGAUAAUGCUCUCUACAAUUGGCUCCAUGUGCUAUUGUGUCAUUUUGCACAGGAUAGACGAGACUAAACUAAGGGCGGAUAGUCGUUCGUUCUCAAUGUCUUAUGCCCCAGACCAAGAGAUUUUAAACAGCGAAAAGAGGAUGUACGCCCUUUAGGAUAGUUGAUAUAUAUGAACGAAAUUGUCUCUAUCCUCCUCGCACAUUUUGUUUUUUGAAAACCCAGCACAUUCUUGAAGUAAUAAUAAUAGGUAGUUCCUACUAAACAGUAUCAGAUUGAACGAAUACAAGCUAUGAUCUUUGCCAGCCUACAGAAGCCGCUAGACAAAAGGAGGUGGAGAGGGAAAUGGGUGGGCAAUCAUCACCGCAUCCAUGCAUGAUUAGAAAGGAUGUUGUCAUUAAGUAUUUUGUGGAUUGUACUUGUGCUUGUAAAUACAGUGAAAUAUAAUGAUAAAUAAAAAAUUAUCUCUUGCUAAUAA